This is a messenger RNA of Nomia melanderi (Alkali bee), 8002 nucleotides long. The record is from RefSeq and is a predicted model, not a curated record. NCBI's taxonomy places the organism in Eukaryota, Metazoa, Arthropoda, Insecta, Hymenoptera, Halictidae.
AGCGUGCGGCGUGGCACGCCGCGCUUCUGUUCCGACUUCACCGCCGGCGCCUCUGCUAUCGCUGCCGUGGCAGAGCAUCCGCACAGGGACCGCACGCGCUCCGCUUUAGUUCUCCUCCACCUGUCCGCCGCGUCGAAAUACUCGACGUUUUCGAGUAUUUCGAGAACACGCGGUGGUUGUGUCCACCUCGACCGCGGCGGCGCCUCCGCGUUUCUCUCCGUCGUCCCGCGUUCCCCUUCAGUGAUCGUCUUUUUUCGUUCAUCCCCUAACGUGCUGAACCGUCAGCUUAAAGAGGCAAGAAAAAACCAAACCAGAGACACCAAAGAGUUCAUUAAGAAUUUCUCCGAGUACCGAGGAAUCUAAAGAAACUGUCUUUAGAUCAAAGGAAAAAACAGACUCUGGCUUUUAAGUUGAAGAUCGAAGCCCUUAGACACCGGAGAUCGAACUUCGAGGAAGCAAUUUCGAGGACAAGAUCAGCUCUCGAAGUUCCCUGCUGGUCUGGCUCGUCAGGCUGGAGAACGGGAGCAGAGGAGCUGCAGGGUGGAGAUUGCUGAUAAUUCGAGGCCGGCGAUGCCAGGAAAAUUGAGAGAUACGAGGAGAGGGAGGUGGAUCGGAGUUUGAGGCUGCCGGAGGUAGUCACGUGGCUCGUUAGAAGGAUCGCGCGGCUCGACGGUGGUUCAGAGAAAUCGGGAAACAGGUUGUUCGGAAAAAGUGGCCGGGGUAGCGACCGGUUCGAGGACGCGAUGAACGCGAACGUGGUGGACGGUUGUGAGCGUGUGCUCGCGGAAAUUUGCCGGGGAGGAUCUAGAACCGUGUAAUUCCGAAACUAAUUGGUUCCCCGAUGAUCGCCGGGGAAAUUGCGGUGGAUGCGAGUCAACGGGCUGAUACAGUGUUAAAACGAAGUCAAUUCGAAAGAGAACUUUGUUUCUUCCUUCGUUUCUCGAACUGGAUUCAUCGAGUCAGUUUAUUUAGGAAUGGGAUGCUUAACGUGUUAACCGUGAGUGACGAGUUAAUUCGUCAUUAGGAAAGCGCUACGAGCAUUAAGAAUUAGUGUGUCUUUGGAAAAGACUUCGCUGUAGGUAAAACGAGUUAAUUCAUCACCGAAUGACGGAUAAUGAAUAAGACGAGUUAACUCUUCGUUGAGAGGUAUAUAUUACUGUGAUGAUUUUAACGAGUUAAUUGCAUACUAAUAAACGUGUCUGUAGUGGAAGAUGUUACGUUGAUUACAGUAAUAUUUACUAAUGACGAGUUAAUUCGUCACUGCGGAAACAGUAAUUAAGACAAAUCGACUUGUUAUGAACAUUCAAUACGUUUGAGAAUUACACAAGUGACGUUUGUUCUAGAUUUAAUAAAUUCUAGUUCUUAUUUUACAAUUAACAUUCCUUCGAGGAAUUUAUGUUCUAUUCCCGUACAGUAUUUCUCAAUUGUUGCUAUACCAUUUUUUUCCGAAGAUUUGCCCUAUUUUCUUCACAAAAUAUUUUCUUUCGGAUUUACAAGCUCUAUGUAUUGUUACAAUUAAUAUUCUUCUGGCUUAUGUUCUGUUUCUAUAUAGUAGAUUCUUAAAUGUUCAUUAAAUCGUAAUUUGAAGUUAGGGCUGCGGCCCACGAAGUGUUUUGCGAAAGGAAUUCGUCGUCGAUCGGUAGAAAUGAGAGGGCGAACGUGCGCUCGUUCACACGGACAACGUAUGUGUGUUCGAUCGCGUACGCUCGACGCGAAGUACGCGCGUUAACGCAUCGUGUGUACUUAAUCACAGACGAGCGUGUUCAUUCGUGUUACGUACGCUCGUCUAAUCAAAGCGGCGUGUACCACCCCCAUCGUUAUCACUAAUGACCGUCGUCUUGGGUCAAGUUCGACAUUCAUUAUAAACGACGAAGGCUUCGUUGGCACGAGAUCGAAACCAACACGCGUUCCGAUCACAAUUCCUUUGACCCGCCCUUUUCUUUUUCAUAGAAUAAUUAUUAUAAUCAUUGCUUAAUGCAAUUCUUCAUCUAUAAUAAUAAUUACCUAUUAACUAUUUCAUAUUCUUAGUGAUUCUUUUGCUUUUUGGAAUUAUAGAUAACAGUAUUCUAUUUUUUAAAUUAUUUAAAUUAUUAAUUAGAAUAUAAGGACACUUGUUUAAAGGCCAUUAUUUAUAGACCAUCAAUCUUCUAAACGGUACUAAGCAUUUAAAGCAAUCUGGAAUUGAGAUAUUUGAAUUGUACUUAUGUAUCAUUUUAUUCGAAUCGAAUUGAACGUUCAAAAUGGUGUUUAAUGUCGACAGAUUCGUUUAUGUUCCUUUUUUACGACGCGAUCCUGUAUAUUGGUAAAUCGAGUGCAUCCCCAGCGAUUCUAUUUCGCGGAAAAAGAUCACGAGGAACUGCUGAGCAACUAGCAACGCGGCCAAAGAUCACUGUCGAAGAAAGGAACGAUGGUCCGGGACCCUGAAGCUUAUUGAAAUGUAACGAUCUAUCCAUCGGACAAAUAAACGGCCGUCGGUGGCGUCCGAUCCGGUUGUUUGCCAAUGGGAAUUAUCUUGGCGUCGCGAAUCCGAUUUCUUUCUGCGGAUCCCCUUCGGGCUUGCACUCCGUCCUCACCUCAUGUAAAAAUACACAGCCGCUGACGAAAUAUGUUUACGAUCGGUGAUUUAUAUCCGCCAGGUCAGCGACGCGAUCGCAUUCUCCGUUGCGAGUCUCGUAUUUAAUUUUUUUCAAAACGACUCUUAGCGGAGAACAAAAAUUGGAAAAGUUUUACUGAUUUAUUAACUGUUUGUUUGUUGAAAAUUGAUUGGGAGUUUAGACUUGGAUUAAUUGCUCUGUUUUUAAAAAUAAAGUUGACCUCUUUCUAUUGAGAGCUAAAGUUCUCAAUUUAAAAAUUGAAAAUUGAGGUUAUACGUAUCGAUUGUAUGUAUAUUAACCUGAAUUCAACAAAUAAUCUUCGAAUUUUAGAGCCGUGCGCGUUUUCACUAAUACAUUUCUGGAAACUAAGGACGAUUGUAGAUUCCGGGGAUCGCUCGUUAGAUUUGAGAACAAAGGUUAACAUCCGUCGGAGAGUGUUUGGUUCUUUGUUCUAAAAUUGAAUUAUUAUUGUAGAAGGUUAUUAGUUAGUAAUACCGGCGAUCGGUAAUUAAUUGAUUUUACCGUUACCGUGUGCAUCGGUGAACCAUGCGGGAUUUAACGAUCGAGAUCAUCUUGCCAAAGGAGUUCUGCCAUUAAAAUAUGAUUUAACCCGUAAAGUAAAAUGGCGGACUGAUCUGUAUACUUUGAAACAAACCGCGGGGAAUACUACCGAUAAUAAAUCGCGGCUUCUGUUGCUCUAGCCGAGUGUUGUUUCAGAAAAUAAACUAUCCUUUAUAUCAACGGCUAGAAGACUUGGGUAACAAUCACUCCGAAACAGUGAUCGUUCCACGACCCUGUCGGUCCUCGCGCCAUACCUACUCGAUUCGACAAAGAUUUACCCGUGUUAGGGAUUACCACGUUCACUGCUGUUGGCCCUGAUCGCUAUUGCUCUACUUUAUCUUUACCUUAUCCAUUAAAUUACGACAAACAAACAGAUGUAUCUUUUAUGAUAUUGUAACACAGAAAUGCAUCAUUUCUGCCAUUAUAAUUCUUAGCGAAUGUCAGAGCCUCAGAUCUAACUUGUUGCUAAUUCAUUUUCAUUUUAACGUAUUCUAUCGUGAUUUAAAUAUCUCAAUUAUAAUGCUUGCUUAUCUAUUUUAAUUAAUUACAUUUAAUCAUAAUUUAAUUAUUCGAAUAACAAAAGACCAAUCUGUGCUGUUCCUUUUGUUUAGUAUUUCAGUAUUCGAUACGUAUCUUAGCUUCUUUACGUUGAAGUUUCUUAAUUUUUUAAAAAAUCUUCAAAAAGUUAGUACACUCUUCCACAUAAAUAAAAGGUUGCUAUAUCACGCUGUAGAUAAUGAACGUUUUUUAAUGGAUAGAUAACAAAUGUCGUAUAAAUCUAAGAGCAACUCGUAUCGGCAUCUGGCAUCCAUAUUCUGUUUCACAUCGACAGCGGGCGUGUUGAUUCUUGGACGGCGCGGAAAGAUGCCCGCGAAUAAACGAUUCGCGGUUGUUGCGCGACGAUAGUCGAGCCGUGAAACGACAACGCAGCUCUGCGCCGCGCCGGCUUCUAAACCGGGCAAGAUUUAUCGGGUAGUUUGCCAGUUCGGGUCCACCGGCCGGCUGUUUAUAAUUGGACUCGACCGGGAAACACUGCACGCAUGAAUAUCGAUUCUUUGAAACCGCAUCUCCGCUGCUUCAGUUACUUUAAGCCUUGACUCUUCUUCCUUCGCACAUGAAUUUACAUUUUUCUUUUUUAAAACUUUAGAGAAGUUUGUAGUUCAAUCGAUCCUUUUCCAAAUCGCUGGAUACGCUCCACCCUGUUUGAUUGAUGAUACUUUUCCUCGGAUAAGCGACAUUGCUUUCUCCAUCUUCGGUCAGAUUUUUAAACAGCUUUCUAGUAACAGUUCUUCUGAAUUGUUUGAUAAUUUUUCCAUCUGAUACAAUACAUUGUCCUCAUUCGAUAAAUUUUCAAUAUUGUAAUAAUUGUUUUAGGAGCUAAAAACCUCCCUAGGAACUUCUAAACAAUUCUCCUUCAAAGUGCCAAAGAAACAAUUCGAUACUAUUAACAACAAUAACAAAACACAAUAAAGUGCACAAAUAGAGCCCAUACUCGGUCCAAUCAAUCGCAGCGUAGCACGAGAUAAGAGCGAGCGGAUCAUUCGCGACGCGCUAGUUCGGACACAGUGAUCCCCCAAAAAAUGCCUUCGUUAUGACGUCGGCGCACCGCAGCCCGCAGUGAGAGGAAAAAAGGGAGUAGCUCCGAUAAAUCCGAUUCGCGAGAAGACAACUCGCCUCGGUCAGCGAUGCUGAAGAAUUCGACGACGAGGCAGCAGCAGCAGCAGCAGCAUGGUGACGGGGGUGGCGGCAACGCAGAGGUUCCUUCGUCCGGGAACUCUGGACCCGGUAGCCCAACCAUAAUCGACCAGAAGCCGAGGAAGAAGCUAUCCUUUAAAGAGCCUGAAAUCCUGAACUACCUGAGAUCGAAGAAGCCGUUCGCGAAGCCGAAACCAAAAGCGAAAUCAAAACCGCCGCCCCUGCAGCUGCUGGCCCAACGGGGCCCGAACGACUUUAGCUUUGAUGAGAACCCCUUCGAGGAGGAGAACGAUGACCUCGAGGAGCUCGAGAGCCAAGCGAUGAGGGUGGUCAGGACGGUAGGACAGGCGUUCGAGGUGUGCCAUAAAUUAAGUAUAAACAACGCGACGGAGGACCGCGACAGAGGAGAGAAGGAGAGGGAAAGGGACCACGGGGAGAAUCACCGUGACGUUUACGAGGACCAAGACGAAAUACCGAACGAGCAGUCGCAGCCGUCGCCGUCUUCUGUGCACAAAGAUAUAUCGCUGUUAGGGGACCCGGAGGACUCCGUGCCGGAAAAGACGGCCGUACCUUGUCUUCUCAGGUCGCACGAGGUCCCAGCUACCACAGCGUCUACCUCGCCCGUUAGACAAUCGCCAUCGGGCACGGUAACCUCCGACUGCGGAGGAUUACUUGUUGGGGGCGAAUUAACCGCUCUGAAGCACGAGAUCCAACUGCUGCGCGAACGGUUGGAGCAACAGAGCCAACAAACCAGAGCCGCCGUUGCCCAUGCGCGAUUGCUCCAGGAUCAGCUUGCAGCUGAAACAGCAGCCCGUGUCGAAGCUCAAGCAAGAACACAUCAGUUGUUGGUGCAAAACAAAGAGUUAUUGGAGCACAUAGGCGCGCUGGUCGGCCACCUUCGGGAACAGGAGCGUAUCUCCAGCGGUCACGUCACCUCGCAAUCGCAGAUGCCCGGUACAACGACGAUACAACAAACAACCACGGUUCCUGACUUGUCGAACCUCGGCCAGUGCCAACGGACAGGAGGACAAAGCUCACCCUGGGAAUUGGACCCACCGUCUCCCUACUGUUCUUAUCCACCGGAGUCUUUGUACUCCGGAAAUCUGAAUACACUAGGGAUUCAAGCCAACAGUAGCACAACUGAUCAACUGCAGUUUCAAACGCAGCUGUUAGAGAGAUUGCAUAACAUAAGUCCAUAUCAGCCACAAAGGUCACCAUACAAUACACCAUCUCCAUAUGCAAUGGGUGCUAGUCUUCUUCUACCUCCCAACAGUAGACCGUCUAACUCAGCUCAGCUAUCUCCAUGCUCCAUGUCUCUACGAGUCUCUCAACCAAAUAGCUUCUCAUCGUCGCCAAUAAUGACACACAAGCCAGAUAAUUAUGGAAUGAAUCUGGAGGCUCAAGAAUCAAAGUCAACGUUCAUAAAACCGUUGCCCUGUACCGGCGACAGGACUGCUGUCCAUUUAGCCCAGGAAUUAUUGAGUAAACAGGAUCGACUCAAUGUGCAUGAUGAAAUACCACCAAUCGUGCUGGAUCCUCCGCCUCAGGGUAAACGUUCAGAUACUGCGGACAAGCAGACAUCGGCAAAAGAGAACUCAAUUAAUCAAUCAACGAAUAAUAAGAACCCUCAGAACCAGAGGAACCUGGCAACCAUAUUAAGGACACCUGGACCACCACCAUCGCGCACUACCAGCGCACGUUUACCCUCCAGAAGUGACCUAAUGUCUGAAGUGCAAAGGACCACCUGGGCACGACACACGACUAAGUGAAGAACUCUUUUCCAAAAAUAGCCCUUAAUCGGUUAACCUCUUAAGGGUCAGUCUCGGGUAUCAGUCUAGCAUGGAUAAUUUUUAAUUUUGGAAAAAACUUGAAUUUCAAUUAUAAAAAAUUCACUGAUUUUAAAUUGAAACAGAAAUCAAGCCUUAAGAGGUUAAAGAAAAUAUCUACAUAUCAUUUCUCGGGUAGAACAAUGUAGAGAGAAACUUUUUUCUUAGAAUUUUGAGAGAUUUUCUGAAGUUCUUUUUUUUCUGGACCAAUACACUUUCUGAAUUUAUCAUGUUGAAGUUAUUGCACAAUUCCAAUGACUUUGCAUCACAAAUAAUCGAAUUUGGAUUACUAGCAGUGGUGCUUAUAAUAUUGAAGUUUGGAAGAUUAGGAAACUUCAUUCUCGAGUAACUUGGAUGGAUUUUAACUGACAAUGAGUGUUUAUGAAAUUUAUAUUAAACUAAUAUUAAAUUCUUAUCUGUUGUUCUACCUGAGUGCGUAUAUUAUUAAAAGUUAGAACUGGUUAAUAUAAUUAUUGUGCAUAAACACAGUACGGUGUUUAUAUUAGGAUUUGGAAUGUUAGUUUUUGAUAUAGCAGGGGAAAUAUUGAUUUCAAAGUUUCAUUUAUAAUUGUUUCUUUAUUCUCUAACGUUUCCAUUGGUAUGCGUUUUACAAUGACGCCCAUCACGCAGCAUUUACAGCAAUCCUACAGUUACCAUAGACUUUAUUUAGUUUGUGAAACAGAAAAAUAGAAAAUUAUUGAUUAAAGAACCACGAACAAGACUGGGAAAAGAAAACCGAUGUUAAUAGAACGGUAAAACGCAAAUAUAACGCGAACUAGUGAUUUCUUUACACUGUCAAAGUCUGUGCCAAAGUGUGUAGGGUUCCGGGGAAAAUUUAUUUUCAACUAGAGUGAAUGAAAACGUUUGUGAUCAACGUAUGGUAAUUGAAUGUACAUACGUGAAUCGUCAUUCUUGUACAUAUUUUGCUAAAUGUCAAGCGUUUUACAUAAGACACAUUAUGUCGAGAAAUGAAAAAAUACACUGGAUUUAGAUUAAUAUCUCUCUAGGACACAAACACAUUGUAUUUACAAAAAAAAUGCACUUUUGUAACAUACAUAAUUUCAACGUGGCACUUAAAGAUUCAUUGGGUAUAGUCUUGUUAUUUGACGCAAAAUAUGAAAUGGUCCGUUGAGUCCACAGUGCCCAACUAAAAUCAUGAUAAAUACAGAUCUUCCUUGCGUAAUACAUUUGAAUGAUAAUUAAGGAAUGUGAAUUGAGAUUUUGAAGAAAUAAAUGCAAAUGAGUACGGCAAAUUCUUCAACAUGGAAAACCUUAAAGCUGUCAAUAUAGAAUGAAAGUUCAUUGGAACACAAUGGCCAAUUAAUA